This is a messenger RNA of Brassica napus (rape), 817 nucleotides long. RefSeq lists its product as uncharacterized. Bases 103 to 561 code for a protein of 152 amino acids. The transcript is spliced from 2 exons. Lineage: Eukaryota; Viridiplantae; Streptophyta; Magnoliopsida; Brassicales; Brassicaceae. The record is from RefSeq and is a predicted model, not a curated record.
ACGAUUCCGCUUCUCCGCUUCCAAAAUAAAUAACCAGAUAGUACCCUUCACACACGCCAUUUGCAUUUUCUCUCGAGUGUUGUUUUUUCCUUUCUCUCAAAGAUGGCUCAGGAAGAUGUUGCUUCGGUUGUUGAGAAGUCUGUUACCUUCACCGCGUACAAGCCCCAGCUGAUCGUGGAGUCUCAGAGGGUCGGUGACGCUGUUGCCUUCUACAAGACCGUGUUUGGUGCGGAGGAGACUGGACACUCUCUCUACCCUAAGCGUAAGGCUGACCAAGAGCUUCCUCACCUUGUCUCUGCCGAGCUCAAGCUCGCUGGCACUACCGUCGUUGUUUCUGACGUCUCCGUUAACUCUAAUGCGAAGAUAGGGACUAUGCCUGCGAUUCUCGAAACUGAUGACGUGGAAGCUGCUGUUAUGAAAGCCGUUGGCGCCGGAGCUGUCAAAGUGGAGGAGGAGGUUGAAGGUGGAGUCAAGGGUAAAGUGACGGAUCCCUUCGGUUUCACAUGGAUCUUUGUUUCUCCGGCGAAGAAGAGUGAGAACGACGAGACCAAAGAGGUCUAACUGUCGUCGUUGUCUGAUCGGUUUCUGAACAAACUUUUAUUAUCCUAGUCUGUUUAUGCUUUUAGUUUGUCUUUUUGUGGAAUCUCCGGUAUCAAUAAACCGGAUCGGUUAGCUAAAUGACUUUAUUUCAAGUUUAAUUUUCACCCAUUUUGACAAUACUUUGGUGAAAGAAAACAAAAAUUAAUCUCGGAUGUUAAUGUUCAGUUGAUUUAUGCUUCUCUUAUAUAUUUUCCAUAUUCUCUGUAGUUUUAUGUCA